Molecule: messenger RNA, 3643 nt
Organism: Dreissena polymorpha
Lineage: Eukaryota; Metazoa; Mollusca; Bivalvia; Myida; Dreissenidae
Product: T-cell-specific guanine nucleotide triphosphate-binding protein 2-like
Exons: 3
Coding region: 31-2106 (691 amino acids)
Cellular component (GO): membrane
Molecular function (GO): GTP binding
Source: RefSeq, a predicted model, not a curated record
UUCGUUUGGCGACUUUCGCGGUAAAAACCGAUGACGAAUGUUUUUAUUUGGGAAACUACCGAUACUGUUAUGAAACAAAAUAAAUGUCAUAAGCAACCUAACCUGGACGCAGAGAACAUGGCGAAUGACGAAGAAGUGUUUGCCUAUGCCGUUAUAGGGCGCGAACAUGUUGGAAAAACGAGUUUAAUAACCGCUCUGUGUGGACAGGAGCAAAACGCUAGUGAGUGCCCAGUGAUGUGUGGAUAUCACAAAAACAAAGCGAUUGUUUUGUUUGAUUUUCCACCGUUUGGAACAUCGGUUUACCCAACACAUAUGUUUAUUGAGCGAUUUGAUUUGGACAAAAGGCUCUACCAGGGUCUAAUUCUUGUCUGCGACCAAGAUCUCACCGACGAUGAUAUAUGUAUACUGUCAACGCUAAGGUCAAACUUUAGAAGAGUUAUCAUUGUGCGUAAUAAAGUGGGCUCCAUAAUUCAAUUGGAUCGCACCCUGUGCUCAGAGGGUCACAAUCCCAAAGACGUGUUUUCCCAGUGUAAAUAUAGCACUCGAAAGCAUUUUAGUGCUUGUAGGCCGGACAGAAUAUUUGUGUUGGACUCGUUUGACACAGACAGGUUCCAAUUCAAGGAUUUGGACGACUAUCUCCAAAAUGGGCACAUGAGGUCUAGAAAUCACGGGAGACGACCGCGAGGUUCUCAUUUGGACAAGGGCAACUAUACGCCCUCCAAGUGUGACGGUCCCCUCUACAGUGAUGAAACGUUCUCGUGUUAUACCGUCGAAUGUCAAGAUGAGUCGGUAGAAGCGACCGGAGGUCUACUCUCAGAGCUCACUUUGCAGACCAAGGAAGCCGAUGAUGAUAUGAGCUAUGACGCCGGCGCGAGUGAUGUCGGUAUUGGCUUCGACUUGCGUAAAUGGCAAUAUGACAUCAGUGACGUUACAGCUGACGAAGAAGAAGUCAAACGUUUUCUUCCAGAAUUGAAUCAGCCCUCUGCACGCAGGAGAAGAGAUCUGGUCCGAAGAACUCGAAAUGACCUAGCACGAUGGGAAACGGAAAAACUGCACAUAGCUGUAACUGGAAACUCCGGAGUUGGCAAAUCGAGCUUUAUCAACGCUAUUCGUGGACUUCAUCCUGGUGACGCAGGAUGGGCGCCCGUGGAUGUAGUUGAAGGAACAAUGCGACCAACACAAUAUAAUCAUCCCGUCUUCCCCAAUAUCUUGCUUUGGGAUCUUCCGGGUGUUGGUACAAAAAACUUCAGGCGAGAGACCUACAUGGCCCAGGUUGAAUUUGAAAGGUACGACUUCUACAUCAUUAUUUGUGCUGGGCGUUUCACCGAGAACGACUUAUGGCUUGCCGAAACGAUACACCAGAAGGGGAAAACAUUUUUCUUUGUACGCACGAAGGUUCAGCAAGAAAUCGAUAACGCCAGGCGAGUUUAUGCGGGCGAAUCUGUUUUCGACGAAAAUGUGGUUCUUAGAAAAAUGCGCAAGAAUUGUUCCGAUAGUUUGCCGAAAUCGCGAGGGCGUGAGUUGUUCCUCAUCGACAAUUACGAACCACAGUUGUACGACUUCGGUAAGCUUGCAAUGGCCAUCAUUCACCAAUCGCCGCAUAAGAAGAAAGAGGCGGCCACUUUCGGGAUGUGUCUUUUGACCGAGGAUGUAAUCAAAGCAAAGGAAGAAGAACUUAAAAAGCGGAUCUGGAAAACAGCUUUGAUGGUUGCCGUAACUGAAGCUUCUCCUAUCGAUUUUCUUGGCAUUUCGUCGACUGAUGAAUAUCUUCUUAAAGAGGCACAUUUCUAUCGGGAGCAGUUUCAGCUAACAGAUGCGCACCUAGAGAAGUACGCUUCAGCUGAAGGUAAAACGAAACAAGAAUUCGUGGAGUGCAAGCAACUGAAGUCGACGAUACUAAGCCAUCGCGCAAAGAUACCGAUGCUUUUAAAUAUGCUAGGUAAAUCCAGCCCAAAGGUUAAUUUUAUUCUGCUUCCCGUACUGACAGCCGUGACCUCCGGUGCAGUCUCGUUUGGAACAGCGAUGAAGUUCCUGCGGGUUGCUUUGAAUGUUGCCGUUGAGGACGUGAGGAAAAUAAACAGGGCCAUGAAGUCACACACUAGAUAAGAACUAAAUUCAUUUACGGUUAAGAGAACUGAAAGCAAAAAUGUACCACAUCAAUUAUUGAAACGAUUUGCGUUGAACAUUAUAAACGUAUUAUUCAUACACACUUUGUUUCAUUGCAAUGUGAUGUUAGUUACCUCACCAGAAAAUAUAUAAGCCAAGCUCUUUAAAAGGGUGGUUUAAUGCAUGUGCGUAAAGUGUCGUCCCAGAUUAGCAUGUGAAGCCCGCACAGGCUAAUCAGGGACGACACUUUCCGCCUAAACUGGAUUUUGCUAUAAAGGGACUUUUUUGAAGCAAAAAAUAUCAUAAAAGCGGAAAGUUUCGUCCCUGAUUAGCCUGUGCGGACUGCACAGGCUGAUCUGGGACGAAACUUUACGCGCGUGCAUUAAACCCCCUUUUCAUAGAGCAUGGCUCAUAUGAAUUGUAACGCCUAGAUCUACUCUAGUAAGUGACUUUUAAAGAGAACAUGACAACUGUAUGUCGAUGGGGAAUGAAUUAGAGUGUUUAAUGUUUAAGAUCACCAACUAGAUGUUAAUACUGUUUAUAGCAUCUUAACAUACUUAACUUUUUUGGGGUUGGCUCCAGUUUGCUGUAAAAACGGCCUGGUACAGAAUGUAUAUUUCUAUUAAAAACAUCAAAUACUGCUUUUAUUUCAAAGUUUGAAACAGUUAGCGUUUCCGGUAAAUAAACAAAAAACUGUUGAUCUGUUCGCGUGGUUAAACCGGAAGAUACCUUGCAAAAAGGGUAAAUGAGUUGUUGCAAAAGUAAUUGUAUAAGUGUAAAUAAAUUAUGUGCAGUCUUUACAAUUUACACACAAACUACACAUACAUGGAUGUUAAUGUGUAUAUUCCUGCUAUCGUCUCUCGUAACUCUUUUAGAGUGGUUUUGUACGUAUAUAUGUGCAUACAUGUAUAAUGAUUUUGUACUGCUUUACUGUGUUUUAUCUACUCAAUUGAGACGUUAAUAAACUAUUCUGUCUGUCUGCUUAAUGUAUCAGUAGAUAACUUAAGCUUCAAAUCCAGUUUUUGUAAUUUAGUUUGUGAAACCAAAUUUUGUUUAAUUUAUAUGCAUUUUGUCCCAAAUCGGUUUCACCGGAGGGGACUUAUGGUUUGCGCUCUGUGUGUGUGUCUGUCUGUCUUUCUGUCAGUCCGUCACACUUUUCUGGAUCCUGCGAUAACUUUAAAAGUUCUUCAUAUUUUUUCAUGAAACUUGAAACAUGGUCAGAUGGCAAUAUGGACAUUAUGCACGUCAUUUCAUUUUGUUCCUACGUCAAAAAUUAUGGUUGCUAUGGCAACAAAUAAACACAAUUCUGACAAUGGUGGAGCCGGUAGGAGACAUAUAUUGCUUGGCAAUAGUCUUGUUAAAUAUGUUUUAAUUCUAUGUGCUUAAUAGUAUUUAAUGCAUAGCAUGUGUUCAACGUAAAAUAAUUAACUUUUACAAUAUUUAUUAUAAAAUAAAUUAUGUUCGAAUAUGUAUUCAUAGAGUUUCAUAUUUAUUGCAUGUUUUGAUUCAAUUCAUAAAUAUAUAUUUGGUUUAAUUG